GCUAAGAUAGUGGACUGCACAAUUUUCUGUCUUUAGAUGCCUUCAACCUCUUUCUCAGGGGGGUCUGCUAGCAGCCCUUGCUGUCUUCUAUGUUUUCUCCUUCUGAUCAAAUCUGCCUCUGAAAAGGACCUGGUCUACUUUUGUCUUCAGUUCACGAUCUUCUAGUUGCAGCGAUGAGUGCACGAGUGAGAUCAAGAUCCAGAGGAAGAGGAGAUGGUCAGGAAGCUCCCGAUGUGGUUGCAUUCGUGGCUCCCGGUGAAUCUCAGCAAGAGGAACCACCAACUGAUAAUCAGGAUAUCGAACCUGGACAAGAGAGAGAAAGAACACCUCCGAUUGAAGAACGUAAAGUGGAAGGUGAUUGCCAGGAAAUGGAUCUGGAAAAGACUGGGAAUGAGCGUGGAGAUGGCUCUGAUGUAAAAGAGAAGACUCCACCUAAUCCGGAGCGUGCUAAGACUAAAGAAGCAGGAGAUGGGCAGCCAUAAGUUAAAAAGAAGACAAGCUGAAGCUACACACAUGGCUGAUAUCACAUUGAAAAUGUGACUGAAAGUUUGAAAAUUCUCUCAAUAAAGUUUGAGUUUUCUCUGAAGAAGUC
This is a messenger RNA of Nomascus leucogenys (northern white-cheeked gibbon), 592 nucleotides long. It is a transcript of the gene PAGE4, whose product is annotated as PAGE family member 4. The transcript is spliced from 5 exons. NCBI's taxonomy places the organism in Eukaryota, Metazoa, Chordata, Mammalia, Primates, Hylobatidae. The record is from RefSeq and is a predicted model, not a curated record. The coding region runs from base 174 to 482 and encodes 102 amino acids.